CCAUUGGUCAGCUGACUCUGGCCAAUGCGGAAGAGCCUCGGACUUACAGUUGUGGGAGCAAAACAAAAAAACAUGGCGCCCAAAACGCCCAACAGUAACUGGCUGUCUGGGGUUAAUGUGGUGCUGGUAAUGGCUUAUGGCAGUCUGGUGAGUGACCUGGGGGGCUGACCCUCUGUGGGGUGUGUGAUGGGUCUUUGUAGGGACAGUAAUGGGGUUCAGUAUUGACAGUGGGCUGCAUGGCACUGAGUUAUUAAUUAAAGGGACACUAUAGUCACCUGAACAACUUGAGCUUAAUGAAGCAGUUUUGGUGUAUAGAACAUGGCCCUGCAGCCUCACUGCUCAAUCCUCUGCCAUUUAGGAGUUAAAUCCCUUUGUUUAUGAACCCUAGUCACACCUCCCCUGGCUGUGACUGACACAUUGGGGGGGGGGAAAGAAAUUAUCUUAUUUUCAAUCAGAAGUUAACUUACUUGGAAGUUUUAUCUCCUGCUUCGUAAAUUGAGCUUUUAUUACACACAGCAACUAUAUGAACAGAGCAGGAGAUAAGAAAUUCCAAAUUAAACAGAAUGUGUGCAAUAAAGGAAGUUUAAACAUUAGAUCUCACUUUACGGGAAGUGUUUAGGAAGGCUGUGUAAGACACAUGCAGGGAGGUGUGAUUAGGGCUGUGUAAACAAAAUGAUUUAACUCCUAAAUGGCAGAGAAUUGAGCAGUGAGACUGUAGAGGCAUGAUCUAUACACCAUAACCGCUUCAUUAAGCAAAGUUGUUUUGGUAACUAUAGUGUCCUUAUUUAUUUAUUUUUAUUCUUUAUUUAUACCCUGCUCACAAGCAUGAGUGGGUCAAUGUGGUCACAACAAACAAAAUAAACAGACAUUGCAGUACACUCGUGGCAUACAUAGUAUAUUGCGGACUUUGCUUGAGAGUAGGGGUUUUUAUUUUGUGUCUUGGUCUAUGUCGAGUGAUGAUAGAGUCAGGUCAGUGAAGGUCCAUUGUGUAUUUGUGGCUUGUCGUUAAGCCUUUGGGCUACUAUAAUUACUGUUGGGUAGUGAAGUCAUCACUUGAUGUCCCCUCGUCAUGGAUGUAUGUUUAGGUUGCGUCAUAGUUGGUCCCUAAGCUAUGGUCGUGGCUAUAUAAGUAACCUGGCGUAUUUGUAGCGCUAUGUGUAUAUAGUGUCCUUUUAAAGUGAGAAUUCAAACUGAAUUUCAAAUUGAAGGUCAAAAGAGCCAAAAUUGAAAAUUUAUCUAAGUAAUCAGCUAUGCUUUCAGUUCAGCAACUGUGGCCUUAAAUACCCUGUUAUUUUUUUUUUUUUUUUUAAACAAAACGUUUUCUUGGAGGAAUAAAUUGAUUGUUUAUAGUAUAUCCUGGAGUACAUUAAGCACCUAAUUCUUUACCUUUAAACCUAACCAUAUUAAGUUGGUAUUUUUUAUUUGUAAUUAUUUUUUUUUAAAUAGUUUGACAAAAUCUACCCAAAUAUAAAUUUUUAGUGGGAUGGCGUCUUCGUUAAUGACAAUCAUGUAAAAAAAAAAAUACUUCUACAAUGUAAUGCAUGGGCAGCCGAAAGGUCGAUCCCCAGAUGUUGUAGAGCUACACCUCCCAUAAUGCUUUGCAUGCCUUUAGAAUGACAGAGCAUCGUGGAAGCUGUAGUUUAAAAACAUCUAGGGGAUCGACUUUUUUGGCACCCAUGGUUAUUGCAUUGCAUUACAUAGAUAAUGCUUUUAGACAAUAAUUGAAAUCAAAUACUUGCUUUCAAAGAUUCUGAAGCUGCAGAGCUUAGAAAAUCUAAAAGCAGCUGCAGGCAGACCCAAUGCAACCAUUAAUCAGGAGCCUCUCAUUGUGGUCUGAUGGGUUAAAUCUUUUUUCAUAAACACCUCUCCACUAUAGGUUUGUGGUAUUGUGCUGUGUCUCUCGAGACAUAAAAGGGGUAGAACUGCUUCGUAAACUGAUAACAAUGAAACUUAAACUGAUGUACGGUAACACACAGCUGAGUACUGUUUAGUGAACAGGCUGUGUAUAAAGUCUAGCAGAGCCAAAAGACCAGCAGUUCAGCUCUCCAUAGAGGAGAGGAGGCUUAGUCCAUGUUGUGUCUGCAGGGUACCAGGCUGUCUGUACCAAUAAGUUAGUUGAUCAGCAAAGCUAACGUGGCACUACUUUAUCUCUCCAGGGAAGAAUGAGAGACCAGUCUGAGCAUUCCAGCUGCCUGAAUGACAGAUUUACUCCAGUUCUAAAACCAUCUAAGAACUGAGAGUGGAUGCAGGAUACUUUCUGCACCAUAAAUGUUGCAAGAAUGCCAAACUGUUAUGAUGCUUAGUGUGACACUUUUUUAUAAGGUUUUGUUAGCCGUGUGAGAGCAUCAGAUUAAAAGCACAACCAUCAUUUUUUAAUAUUUAAUCAAAGUAUCACAGAAUAAAAGAACGUAGAACAGAAAAUGGAUUCAGUGCAGGUUAUUGUGUUAAAAAAGUCGCAUAACAACAUAUUUCUUAUAGUUCACGUUAUCUGAAAUCACAACUCCAUAAGUUCACACUUUCUGUCCUUCUCUCCUAACCUGCAGUGUUGUCCAGUGGCUCAGAAAGGAAAAGAGGUGCAGGAACGUCUAAGCUCAGCAAGGCAAUUUUUUUGGAACAAAGAUACAGCAACAUUUCAACCCUAAAUUGGGUUUUUGCCCAAUCGACUCACUGUAGGGUCGAAACGUCGCUGUAACCUUGUUUCAAUAAAUUUGCCUUGUUGAGCUUAGGAGUGCCUGCAGCUCUCUUGUUGUCUUGGAUCUAACCUUGUGGGGAUUGUGCUAGCCCCUGGUCUAUCCACUCAAUUCUAGCUGAAUUGAUUAAGUGCUGUUCAUUUACACCUGGUUGGUAAACAUAUGCACAGUUGUACAUCUGAACAGGAAACACAGCAAAGGGUUUCCACGUGUUGUAGUUUAGUAGGCAAUUUAGUAAAAAGUCUCAGAAACCCCUGCUCUGGCAAAAAUGAUCCUGAGCUUCCUAGUAUGUUACCAUGCCCUUUCCUCCUACACUCUGUACAGAGGGUCAGACAAUGAAUUUAGGAUUGACAUCUUUGUAGAUAAAAGAAGCAGAUAUAAGUUAACCAUUGCAGUGAUUAAGUUAACAUACUUUGCAAGUUUAGACUCUGUAGACAUUAUUUUGCAUAUACUCUUUAAUACAUUAUCAGUAUUGUGCACUACAAAAAAAUUGGAGCGGUUUCCAGAUUAGAGUGCUUUUUUUUUUUUAAAAGAGGACUCCACUCUCCAGUAAACAUUAUUGAAGUUUCAGUUUGCUGGGGUGAGGAAUGUAACAGCAGUAACAUUAAAAUACUCUUGCCUCCACGGGACUUUGUUUUUUUCCUAGAACACUGAGUGUUCAUGUGUGUGCACAUUCCAUUGUGAUAUAUAUCAUAUAGUUAUUUUAACCUUUAGCUGGUGUGGUAAGAUAGGUUGGCAUAAUGGAGAGAAAAAAAAAAAACACAACCCGAAACUGCCAUUUAAAUCAAACCUUAUGUGCACAAUCCCAUAUUAAAGGAACACUAUAGUGUCAGGAAUACAAAUGUUUUCCUGAUGUGGAUUUUAUGUGACGGGCCCCAACGCUGCGCCUGUCUCUCCUGGCUCUUCCUACAUGGGUAAGAUCAUCAAUCUUGAUGAUCUCAGCCAAUCCAAUGUUUUCCAAUAGGAAAGCAUUGGGAGGCUAUUGUGCAUGCGGGACAAAACGCAUCGCUGCGACAAUCAGCAUCUCCUCAUAGAGGUGCAUUGAAUCAGUGCAUCUCUAUUGGGAACUUUGGGUGCUUCAAUGCAGUGCAUGGAGAAGCUGAAUGGCAGUGCUGCACACUGUACAGUACUGGACUUGGAAGCACCUCUAGUAGCCAUCUAAAUGAAUGUAAUGUAAACACUGCCUUUUCUCUGGAAGACACCAGAACUACAUUAAGCUGUAGUGGUUCUUGUGACUAUGGUGUCCCUCUGAAGUUUAGCUUAUUGGAGUUGUUAUGGGGGCAGGAGUGUUUGGGUGCCAUAUUAUCUUGAGUGGUUAAAAUAUUUCCAUUGGUUUAACCAUGAAGUUGACUCCCCCCUCCCCCCCCCUCCAGCACCUGACACCCCUGCCUCCUCACUUACGUCCUCCUGGAUGCUAUAGUCUGAGGAACGUUUGUUGGGCCGCAAGGGAGAACAAGAACAGGAGAACUCUCCUUCAAGCAAUCUUCCUGCUCUCCAGCACAGUAACCAUAGGGCAUGCUCUGUGGAUGCUUUUGUCACUCAGUAGAAAGUGCUAGCGAGAACUGCUGGAUUCUAGCAGAGCAGGUAAGACACAGGAGAUGGGUGACACAGCAGUGGAUAUGGUGGAGCUGGACCAAAGGCAGGAUAUAUUAGUAUAUACCAAUUUUACAUAGAAUGUGCCGUUUAUUUGUAUGAUUACUGAUAGAUAUUUAAUGUCUCCAGGGGCAAUUUUAGUUAAAAUGAAUCUUGUCGUGACAUAUUCACUGUAAGAUACUACCUGUUACAGGGUUUUUGAUAUCUUCCUCAAAGAGCUUCAUGUUUGUUGAACUAUAAAUUACAUAGGUAAUAUGGAUUGGGUGACCUGAUUUCUCCAGAAACUUUGCUCCUGAAUUCCACACCUCUACAUUUAGAAUGCCUCUCUCUGGUUUGUUUUAGGUCUUUGUGCUGCUGUUCAUUUUUGUGAAGAGGCAAAUCAUGCGCUUUGCUAUGAAAUCUCGCAGAGGGCCUCAUGUACCAGUAGGACACAAUGCUCCAAAGGUAAUCCUACAGCUUGUGGCAGUAGAUCUGCUACUCACAUAUUCAUGUUUUUAAACAAAUUUUAUUUUCUUUCUACUAGGAUUUGAAAGAGGAGAUUGAUAUCCGACUCUCUAAAGUGCAGGACAUUAGGUUCGAGCCCCGGCUUCUAGCAGAGGGUGAUGAUCGAAUGCUUCAGCUGGAUAAACCGGAACAAGAAGGUAAUAAACAAUGCAAUUUCUUAUACCCAACCUCUUCAUAUAGUAAAAACCAAAGAAAAACACGUUACCAGCGCUCUCUCCUUAAUACCUAUGUAUUUUUAAACAAAUUGAGGUAAUUUCUCAAUGGCCAUGAGAGGGCAAGCCCACCUGCCAACGUCAAGGCAGACCCCCCUAGGUGGGUCCUAACUCUAACCAUUUACCUUGCUUCCUUGAGCUUCUGGCAAAGACAUCUCUAAUGAGGUGAAUGGUUAGAGUUAGGACCCACCUAGGGGGGUCUGCCUUGAUGUUGGCAGGUGGGCUUACCCUCUCAUGGCCAUUGGAGGUAACUAAAAACCUCAAUUUGUUUAAAAAUACAUAGGGAUUAAGGAGAGAGCACAUGUAACUUGUUUUUCUUUGGUUUUUACUAUAUAUUGGGGCUGAUGUGUUCUGCAUUCAUUGCUGCCGCCCAGUAGUGAUGGGAGUGAGCACAGGACUUAUCUUUUUGCAUUUGCAACCUCUUCAUAUGUCACAAUUAGCUGGAAAGGCAUUACAUUUAAUCUGUACGUUGUGCUGGCAAAUGUGUAAAGUUUGAGGUCCCUCACCUGUCAAUAAUUUCCCAGCAAAAUAUUCAAUCAAGGAGCACACCAAAAAUAUUGAAAAACUUUUAUUAGAUGGGUACAAAAAAAAUCAAUAUUUCAAAAAUACAUAUCAAAGAGAUACAAAGCACAAUUUAUAUACUGAAAAUGUACAGUGAAUAAUCAGAAGUUAUAUAAUAAUUUCCAAACAGAAUGUAUAGCAAAUGAAUACUAGGCUACCAAUGUGAAUAUAAAUUCAUAGAGAUAUCCAAUCUUAAUAACCCAUCGUAAACAAAAUAAUAUAAAGAACAAUCUAAGCAUACCAGAACAAGUGAGAGGAGGGAAGAAAAGUCAAUCAGCAAGCCCCAAUGUUUCGGCAAAAAUCUGCCUUUAAUCCCAGCAUACAGGACUAUGUAAUUGGUAUAUCUUAAAUGCAAAUAGCAGGAGAACCAUCCUGCAGGCAGGUAUCCUGCUCCCCUUCACAGCAACUACCUUGCUUGCAUGGUAGUUACUGUGAUUAUUCCCUUGCAGAGUAUUUCUUGCACCAGACCAGAGUAAUACAGGAACAGAGUUCGGACACAUCUUUGAAGUCUGCUAAGUCAUGGCCAAUCUUCUCCCAGGGAGUGGACAUAAAUAAUACAUAGCGUAUCACUCACAAACCUGGACUCCCUGUGUUACUGGAGAAAGGUUAAACUUAUAUUUAUCUCUCAAUUGAAUAAAUCUACAUUUAUAAAUGAUGUUUAUUGAUUGAGCAGAUGUUAAAGCUUGCACCUAUACUUUAAUGCAUGGAAACCAAGUCAGCUGCUUUUUAGUAAGGUUAUGUUGGACUGCAUUCUUUAAGUAUUAAAAUGUACGGAAAGGUAGAACUGUGCAUUAAUAAAUUCUAUAAAAUACAGUCAGAAAUUAUGUUCUUAUUUAAGAUCUGUAUUGCAGCUUGUGCUAUCAGUGGACAAAGUGUGUUUUUUUUGCAGGUUCACCAAGGUAAUGUUCACAGUGAAUCUGGCAGAAUUCUAUUGCUUGAUAAAUACACUAUUCAACUGCAUUUACAUUUUUGAUAAUAUGCUGGCACCAAAUAAUAUGCAAUCAUUUAGUGUAGAUCUCUGUAUUUCUAAAGGCUUCAGUGACAUUUCAACUGGAAUCACACAGGGAAUUCAUGUAUCUGUGCAUUUUUAUUGCCAAAAAAAUUAAUACUCCUACGCUCCUCUAUCUAACUAAAUCUCACUUUUUUUUUUCUUAUGUCUUCCAGGCUGUUACAAUUAUCUAUAUAGAAUGAAGACCCUGGAUUCCAUCAAAGAUUCAGGUGUUAAAUAAGUUCCAUUAUAUCUUAAGACUUAGAAAACAGAAAAAAAAUGGUCAGUGCUUUCCAUUUCUUUGCAUUAUUGUUAAAUCGGGAUACUGCAACUUAAAUAAAUUGCUUACAUUUGUGGUAGCAUAUAACUUGUGUGUGUAAUGUGUUGCCUGGAAAUGUCUUCAAGGUCAUAGCCAAUAAUUUUAAAGGAUCACCUACUGUAGUGUUGCCAGGAGUGCCCUGGUGCCCUUGCAGAGUAAGUAGUCACGUCAUUUAGGACCAUUUGACAACUUGCCUGGAUCCUGUUGCUGCUUUCUCAGCUAUCAGAUGCUCCUUCAAAAAGUUUCUAUGAACUCCACCGAACCAAGACUUGCCAUGCAAGGCCGGGGGAAUUGGCUGAGAGCAUCAGCUGAGAAAUUAGUAAUUUAGUGUGACCCUGCACAGCCAAGCUUAGCUCAGUGAUGGGAACUUCCAGCAGAAAAUUGUAAGCCAUCAACAUCUGAGAGCCAGAGCAUGAGAUCCUUGCUUAAAAACCUCUUGUAGUGUAAGUGUCGUAUUUUAGUGUUAAUAUGAUGUAAUGGUGUACUGAAUUGUUCUGUGUAUAUUUUAAAUUUUUUUUGCAGACAUCCCUUUCCAGGAUAAUGGGAAGCAUCCAAGAACUUUGGUGGGGAAAAACUUUCGCUCAUAUUUGCUGGAAUUAAGAAACUCUAGUUCACCAUUCAAAGGGAUUCGCAAGACUUUAUUGGAUGCCCUUCUGGAUGGCUAUGAGAGUGCCCGUUAUGGAACUGGGGUAAACAGUUUUUUAAAUUUAUUUUUAUAAACUGUUUUGUGAAUGGUGGUGACCGUAGGUGUGAGAACAUUGCUGUUGGUUUCUGUAAAAGGCUGCAUCGGGAAUGCCUUACUGUAUCAGCUCUGAUGAAAUGGAUCAUGUUAGUUGCAACGCUUUCCCUAUAGGCUGAGAUCAUCUGUAAUGAUAAUCUCCGCUAGGGGAAGCGCAGUGAGUGAUCGCCUGUAGACCACUCUGUUAGAAAUACAUGUUUAUAUUCCUGACGUUAAAGUGUUUAUUUAAAUAUUAGUUUUCAUUGUAUUUAUUUUGCUGUGUAGUGAAUAAACCCUGCAGGACUGUAGAGAAGUCAAAAUUAUCCAUCCAGAACAUGUUUCCCAUUUAGGAAUUCUGGCCUAAAAUUUGUCUUUCAGUUUUGAAGGUAUCAGGAGACGGAGAAAAACAGCUCUAAGCCCAGGGGGUUUUGAAGCAACACUAUAGGAUCAGGAACACAAACAUGUAUUCCUGCCCUAUAGUCUUUAAACCACUAUUUAGCUGGCUUGCCCUCCCGCUGCCCCUAUAUAAUAAUAAAUUAACUUGUUUCCAGCAUUGCGUGGGCCCUGAUCAGCCUUCUUGCUGACAUCAUCAGAAUGUAUGAUUUCAGCCAAUCCAAUGCUUUCCCAUACAUUGUAUUGGCUGAAAUCAGCAAGGAGGCGGGAUGGGGCCAUGGCCAAACAUCAGCUUUGCCAGUCAGAACCUCCUCAUAGAGAUACAUUGAAUCAAUGAUUAUCUAUGAGGAAAGUUUAGUGUCUCCAUGCAGAGGGUGGAGACACUGCCCCAGGGAAGCACCUCCAGUCGCCACUGGAGGUGUUUCUAGAAGGCAAUGUAAGCAGUGCAUUUUCUCUGAGAAAACAGUGUUUACAUAAAAAUGCCUGCAGGGAAUGAUUAUACUCCCCAGAACAACUAGAUUGAGCUGUAAUUGUUCUGGUGACCAUAGUGUUCCUUUAAGCAAUUCCCACUUUGGCGUAUAAACUCCACCGGCUUUCCAAAUUUAGGUUUUUUUUUUGUGUUUUUUUUUUUUUAUCACUAAACUGCAAAUUCUUGAGUGUUGCAAAUUUUAGCUGAAUUUGGAAAAAAAAAUCUUCAUUGUCUACUGAUCCCAGCUAUGCUAUUUCUUGGUGCAUUGUCGUCAAAUUCAGGUGUACAGUGUUAUAACUUAUCCAAAUCCACAAUUCUCACCAGCUUGGCUUUUAGCCUACAUUUUGCCAUUUGGAUUUUAAUUUGAUAAACUUUGGCAUUUAGUGAAUAACCAAGUGUCUCUGCAGCUGUGCAUGCAACUAGGUAUAUGUAAGCAUGUGAAAGAAAAAAGUGAAUUUAGUGGAUCGUACUACCACCAAAAGAUCACUCAGUGGAGCGCUAAAUAUCAAAUUCUUACCCCUAUUGGAAUAACGUAUAUAUCACUUUAAGGGGCAGACAGCAUAAUAAAAUCUACAACAAGAAAAUACACAUCAUGGUGCAGUAUGCUUGUAAGGUGUGAAUGGAGUGGAAGAAGAUGUAUGUCCAACUCACAUUUUCGGAACUCCAAGGAAGACCACCCCAGAGACUUUUACUUUUUGGUAUCUGUAUAUACAGUUUUACUUUGCUUAAUUGUUUUUUUUUUUUUAAUAAAUUGUUACUUUUACCUUAUACAUCUGGUAGUGGAUCUUCAACUGCUUCCUGCAUUUUCUAAAGAAGGGUAGUGCCUCCCUUAAAGGCACCACACGCUUAUACAUAGAGCCUAGUACAAUUGGCUCUAUUCCAGGUGAGCACAUUCAUGCACUGUUAUAUGUGACCACUUGUUUAUUUUAAACAUACUUGCACCAGGAUUUUUGUCCUUUUUUAUCCACAUAUGUUGUGAGCUGUAUAUCUGGAGAAGGUCUGGUAUUACCAAACAUACCUCAGCUGUUGUGAUUUGAGCCAAUCUCCAGGCUCUUUACCAUGUGAGUUGGACAUACAUCUUCUUCCACUCCAUUCACACCUUACAAGCAUACUGCACCAUGAUGUGUAUUUUCUUGUUGUAGAUUUUAUUAUGCUGUCUGCCCCUUAAAGUGAUAUAUACGUUAUUCCAAUAGGGGUAAGAAUUUGAUAUUUAGCGCUCCACUGAGUGAUCUUUUGGUGGUAGUACGAUCCACUAAGUUCACUUUUUUCUUUCACAUUGUGUUUGUGUAGGAUUGGGAUACCUGCAUGCGUGUUUGAGCUGCUGUUCCAUUUAUAUAUUAUUGUUAAGCGCCUAAUUGCACAGAGCACCUUUUUCUUGUACUAUAUGUAAGCAUGUAUUAUUACUAUUUUUUUUAAAUAUAAUUCUUUUCUUGUCUUUAAGGUAUAUGGAAAAACAGACCAUGACAAAUUUAUGGAUUCUCUGAGAGAGCUGGCUGCAGUGUAAGUUUAAUCAUUUUCUGAAAUAUGUUUUUUAGUAUAAACACAUCAUGAUUAUAGUUAGGAAUGCAUUGUGUUAUAUGCAUACAAUAUCUGUUGUUCUUCAUACUUUUUUCUUUUUUCUCUCUCAUCAUAUUCAGUGUCAAAGCCAGAGGAGCAGAAAGUCAGAGGCAGCGGCAGUCUGCAGCUAAAGACUUAAUGGCAGCACCAGACACCUCCGAAACACCCACCAUCCAAGUGACCUACCUACCCUCUAACCAGAAGAGUAAACGGCCCAAACACUUCUUGGAGUUGAAGAGUUUUAAAGACAAUUACAAUACUCUUGAAAGUACCCUGUGAUCAGAGAUCUCAGGGCAAAAAUUCUGGUUAUGAAUCACCAGCACCCAAACACUCAUCAGGGCCUUAGGACUUUGUGAGCUUUAGACCCAGUCCAGUCUGAAUGAUUUCUCCAAUUCCUGGCGGUCCUCUGUGACCAGAGUGACUGUAAUUUGACCGUGCCUAUCCAGGAGACAUGGGGAGAGUAAAACAGUCCGACUUAGGCUACCGAGAUAGAUGGCCAUCGCAAGCUGCAUAUUCCGACACAUUUAUUAGGUGCACCUAUCCAGGAGCAGGUAUUAUUCCCUUUCACAUGGCAUGAAUUCACCAAAGUGCAGGAAAUAUUAUUUAGAGAUUUGGUAACUGCUUUUUAAAUGAGAAUCUCCUGCUGCAUCUAAUCCUAACACAGCUCUUCAGAAUUAUGGGACCAUACAAGCGAUUCAAAUAUGGUGAAAGAGCCUCCAUGUUUGUGGAAUUGAUGCAUGCUUUGCGGCUUAAUUCAUUAUCCUUAUCGGAAUAUCCAUUUGGGAAACUUUAGCUAUAAAGGAUUGCACAUGUUCAUUUGGUAUCGGUGUAAUGUUAUGCGUGCCAAUACAAUAUUCCCUCUUGCAUCACCACCAGCCUACAUCAUUGACUUAUGGUAGGAUUGACCCAUGGUUUCAUGCAGGUUUUGACAAACUGCCAUCUCUACAUCCCAGUGAAAAUUGUUAGACCAAUUUGUGUUUUCUAGUAUUGAUUCGACGAGGUUUGUAAAUCCAGUUCCCAGUGUGUGCUCAUUUUCCUGUUUUUGCUAGGAAGGGAGCCUAGAGAAGACAUCUGCUUCCAUAACCCUUCCAUGUCAAGGUUCAUCACAUUGUGGCUCCAGUUAGCCUUUUGCAAAUGACUGUUUUAAAGAGUUGUUGUUCAGUCUACGUGGCCUUUUUGUCAGCUGGAUGUGUCUGGCCAUUCACCUCUGACUUCACUUGUAUAACAGGUGUUUUCACCUAUAAAACUACAGCCCAUUGGAUAUUCUACCAUAUCAUUCCCCAUAGACUGUGUAAACAGAAGUACCCCAGUCCACUGUUUCCGUAACGCUGGAAUUAUCAAAGCCUGGCACCAUUAUACCACCAUCAAACUGGUUAAGAUCAAGCGGCUUCCCUAUUAUAUGUGGUAAAAUAGCAUCUCAAUGUCUUGGUCAUAUAAGCAUGUUCUUUACCCGUUGUGUUGCAGUCACAUGAUUUGCUGUCUUCGCUACUUCCACUUAUCACCCAGCUGUACCUAAUAGAGCAGCCACUGAGUGUAUGUCAAAAGAACUUACUUCUGUGCAACAAUUGUUACAUCCCCUGUAAACGCACAUGGUCAGGAGUAAAACAGUGGACACAAUACAAUCUGUGACAAAUAUGACUAAUGGUAUAUACAGCUCCACAAAGAGCUAAACACAUGCUUACUUUUGUUUACAAUUUCUUAUUUUUUUGUGUGAUGGCUGAAAGGUUCCAUUUAGAGAAUGUUUAGUUUUUGAGAGCAUAUAAACACUCCGGUCACUGUAACCCUUUUUAUAUGAAUUAUAUGGUGCCUGAAGGCUCCCGGGUGUGUUCUUAUCUUAAGGGGUUAAACCACCAUCAGAUAACUGAUUAACUUCAGUGCCGAUCUGGAGGUCCCUGAGGCGGCACCCGGCUUCAGAAUCUCAGUUACAGAAAGCACAGACUGCUGUCAGGCAGGGGUGCCACUAUUUGGCUUUGGGUGGUAAGCUGGUGCUCUAAGCCAAUUAGUGGCACCCUGCACGGUGGCACUCCGUGUUUCCUGUAAUUGAGAUUCUGAUGCAGGAUGUCACCUGGGGAACCUCCAAAUUUGAGCAGGGGGCAAACGUUUGGGUUAAACCAUUCGAAAACGGUUUAACACCUCAAGGUAAGAGUGCACAAGGGGGCCUGCUGGCACUAAAACAAGUUCAUUAUAGAAUUCACCAUAAAAACUUCAUUUUAAUUUAGCCUUCUAUUUGUUCUUUUCAGGUGUGAACAUCAAGGCCUUUUCAAACUGCUGUGUUUUGCAUCUGUAAUUGGUGGAGUGUCACUGUAUUUAUUUGUAUAUAUUUUUUUUAAUUACAGUAUUAUUAACAGACAUUAAAUUAAAAGUAAUUUUCCUGUAAAUAAAUGUAUAUCGUACUCUUAAAGCAUUCCCAUUUUUCUGAUAUGGGUUUCACUGGCACUUAAAGGGACACUAUAGUCACCAAAACAACUUUAGCUUAAUGAAGCAGUUUUGGUGUAUAGAUCAUGCCUCUGAACUUUCACUGCUCAAUCCACUACCAUUUAGGAGUUAAAUCACUUGUGUUUCUGUUUAUGCAGCCCUGGCCACACCAGGCCUGGCUGUGGCUGGCACAGCCUGCAUGAAAAUAAAAUGAUUUGAACUUUAAUUACAUACAAUAGGCUCCUGUAAGGUCCAGCAAGCUAUUAACUCUUUGAGCGCGAUCACAUGGCCCCCAGGGGCCUGAUUUGCCAGGGGAGGACUGCCUGGGCUGUCAGACAGUCCUCCCGAAGAGGAUUGCAAUGGAGGUAAGUUUCUUCUGGCUCCUGGGUAGAAGGCUGUAAUGGCGUUCUAUGCCGCCACAAUGGCUUUAAAGCCCAUUAUAAUGGGGACGGCAUCGAACGCCGUAACGGUGUUAAGGGGUUAAACAACAUUUGCAGUAAAGGAAGUAUAAACAUUACAUGACUCUUUACAUGAUGUGUUUUAAGAAGGCUGUGUAAGUCACAUGCAGGGAGGUGUGACUAGGGCUGCAUAAACAAUGUAAUUUAACACCUAAAUGGCAGAGAUGUAAGCAGUGAGACUGCAGGGGCAUGAUCAAUACACCAAAACUGCAUCAUAAAGCUAAAGUUGUUUUGGUGACUAUAGGGUCCCUUUAACUUUUACACUCCCUUAAAAAUGUUUUGAUAUACAAUUGAAUAGGGCUAGGCAAACAUUGUAUAGUUUUCUUAAAGAGUUAUUUGAAGUUAUCACAGUGCCUGAAGUCUGUAUGUGCAGCAUUUUGCUUUAAAACACUGCACAUACAGAGAUUAACCCUUCUGAUGCUGGAGGUGUUACCCCAUCUCCAAAUGCGACAUUAGAGUUCCAUCAGCCAGCCCUGUACCAGAGUUCUGUGCGGGCUAAUGUCACUUCUGUGUAACCCUCAUUGCACAAAAUAUCAGUCAUUAGUUGAGAUCAGUCAUCUGACACUUUUAAUUGCACCAGCUUCUGCAGUGCAUGUCACCAGACCACCAGAGAGUAUCAGAGUCCAACAGGGACCCAGUAAACCAUUUUCCCCAAUAGUGGGGAACCCAGCCAGGGUACUACUAGCAUAAUAACCUCUACACCCUUUAACAAAACAAAAAACACUACUCUCUUUUAUAGAUGAGGUGCAAGCUUAUAUCUGCCACCAAGGUUCUAUGAUCUACUGAGAGGUCUACAUAACACAUCACUGAUAUUGCUAUAAAAUAAUCUAGAUUCUCGCCACAUUGGUAUGGAGAUCGAGAUACAACCUAUAACAUACUGCCAAUAAAUAAUUGUAUUUUGGAAUUAUAGGAAUCCUCAUGGUGUGCAGAUUUGGCACUGAUUCUGAGUAACACUUUUUUGUACUCUCACUGUGCACAUUCAAUAAUCCUAUGCUUUGUCGCCUGUCGUCAUUCUUUGGAAGACUGAAGAGUGUGCAGCCAGCCCUUCCACAAGUAGCUUCAUUCAUAUUCAUUACUAUCAGGAGCAUAGCUUUAUUUUGAGGCUCUCUCAAAUGGGCUGAAAUCACAUUCCAUAUUUUGAAGGGAAAAUAAAUAUAUAUUCCCCCUCCCCACCCCCCCUUAACCCGGUUGCAGAAAACCAAAUAGACUAUUUCAGGGCUGACCAAAAGGUAGAACCCCAGAUGUAGUACUACAACUCCCAUGAUGCUUUGCGUGCCAUUAGAAUGACAAUGCAUGAUGGGACUUUUAGUGCUACGACGUCUGAGGACCCCUGGUCUAUACUAACAUGAAUAAAAAAUAUCUAUACAAGCUAUAAAAAGAUGAUGAUUAUUUCUACUGUAGGUGCCGUGAAAAACUUGUGCAUUCAGUACUGAGCAGAUUGAUGCUGCUACUCUAGGUGGUUGACUCACCUCCUUUAAAGAUUUAGCAGGUAGACAAUGUAUUUCACCUUCAAUCUGCUUUUAGUAGCGAGUACAUAGAAUCCAACUGGAAUGCAAAGCAGCGUGUAACUUUAAAAGUGCAUAACUACUUUCUCUAAAUAUUCAAUGCUUAUUUAAAUGAUCUUGAUAAAUGUUUGCUGGUUUUCCUUUUUUUAAUCACCAAAAAAUGGAAAGUUUUGCACUUUAAGAUUUUAAAUUUUUCUUAUUUUUGUUGUUGUUGUUGUUACAGACCUCGGUCUACCUCUGUGGCACUCAUUAUACUGUGCUGUUUAGAACAUGUCUUUUACUCUCUUCACCAAAACUAUUUUUUAAACUUCUUACCCUUUCCAAAUAUGCAGGAUGUAUGUUAACAGCACUGAGCCAAGGAUUAUAUAAUAUUCAGAAUCACAGACUCUCCCUACGAUUUUGGGAGGUAUGUUGGCAUAAAAUGCUUAUUAAAUAAUUUCUAAAGGCAUCGGGGCCACACCUAAAAUGAAGGUGAACUGUUACAAUUCUGUACUUUUUCCUACCCAUUUCAUUGCACAGUGUAUAUAUGUAUGUAAUCUAAUUUGCUGUUUCAUAUAAGUGCCAAUUAAAUGUACAUACAAUGUUUAACACAGUUAGAACUUUCUGUUUAGAUUGCUUUGCAUUUCUUACUUCUUAAGCCAUGUUCAAUAAAGCUGUAUUUAGUGUUCUUUUAUUGUGCACAUAGCUCUGAGUGCGUUUUAUUCACCAACAACAUGGGUAUUGUGGAAAACACUUUACUCUGUAAAUAUAUGGGGUCUAUUCUCUCCCUCCCCUCCACUCCCUGGAUACUAGCUCAGCGUACACCUAAG
This is a messenger RNA of Pelobates cultripes (western spadefoot toad), 15191 nucleotides long. The record is from the annotation of a GenBank genome assembly. NCBI's taxonomy places the organism in Eukaryota, Metazoa, Chordata, Amphibia, Anura, Pelobatidae.